Heterobasidion irregulare TC 32-1 is the source of this 180-nucleotide messenger RNA. RefSeq lists its product as uncharacterized. Bases 1 to 180 code for a protein of 59 amino acids. The transcript has 2 exons. The record is from RefSeq and is a predicted model, not a curated record. NCBI's taxonomy places the organism in Eukaryota, Fungi, Basidiomycota, Agaricomycetes, Russulales, Bondarzewiaceae.
AUGCAACGUCUCCCUGCUUCUUCCGCCUCUAUCUCACCCACCUUCCGGCUCCGUGUUCAGAUUGAGAAGGUGGUGGCGAGGGACAUGGGCACGUGUGAGACUCGUGGAAUCACGAUUUGCCGUUGUGCUCGAAUCAAGACACUAAAAGUGGGUCCACAUUGGACCUCCCCGACGCUUUAG